AUCGUUCUGCACAUCACUGAUCGUAAAAGCCGGAGCGCAGAGCGCGAGAGUCCGGAACAAAGGCGCGCGGACGUGAGGGAUCUGAAGAGGGAAGAGAGGAGGAAGAGGGUGAUGAGGAUGAGGAUGGUCUGAUCACUAUCCUGGCUCCUGCAUUGGUAAUCUAACGGUACACAUUCGAUGCGGUUCGGUUCGGUUCGGUUCGGGUGAGGGGCAAAGCCGCGUGCUGAAGCAGAUGGAGCAGAGUGGGAUGCAGAGGAGAGCUUACUGACUCUCACACAGCAAUGUGUGUGUGUGUGUGUGAGUGUGUGUGAGUGGUGAACAUCAGGAGCUUACUGAACAUCAGGAGGCUGGAGGUUGAGCUGAACACUGCGGGAUUUCCUCAGGAUUAUCUUCACAGGACGAACCGGCUGCAGCGCGCAGGUAUGGUCUGUGACCCACACCGCAGCAGAAACAGAAGCAGCAGCAGCAGCAGCAGCAGCGCUACCAUGAGAGGAAGCGUGUGCUUCACCGCCGUCUUCCUCAGCUUCACAUGCCAUGUUAGCCUCUCACAGGCCACCACCGCAACCCCGAAUGAAGCAGAGUUGAACGACAACAUCACAGUUUUCACUCGGAUCCUGGACGGACUGCUGGAUGGCUACGACAACAGACUGCGUCCCGGCCUGGGAGAAAAGGUGACUGAGAUCAAGACCAACAUCUUUGUCACCAGUUUUGGUCCCGUGUCUGAUACUGAGAUGGAGUACACAAUCGAUGUGUUUUUCCGCCAAAGUUGGAAGGAUGAGCGCUUGCGCUUCAAAGGUCCCAUGGGGAUGCUGCCUCUGAAUAACCUGCUGGCCAGCAACAUCUGGACUCCAGACACCUUCUUCCUGAACGGCAAGAAAUCCAUCGCGCACAACAUGACCACGCCGAACAAGCUGCUGAGGCUGCAGGAUGACGGCACGCUGCUCUACACCAUGAGACUGACCAUAUCAGCCGAGUGUCCGAUGCAGCUGGAGGAUUUCCCCAUGGACGCUCACGCCUGUCCUCUCAAGUUCGGCAGCUAUGCCUACCCAAUCUCAGAGGUAGUGUACAAGUGGACCCAAGGCCCAACAAAGUCUGUGGUGGUGGCAGAGGAUGGUUCACGACUCAACCAGUACCAUCUGAUUGGCCAGACAGCCGGCACUGAGGACAUCAACACCAGCAGAGGCCUCUACACAGUGAUGAUGGCUCACUUCUACCUGAAGAGAAAGAUCGGAUACUUCGUCAUCCAGACCUACAUGCCGUGCUUCAUGACGGUCAUUCUGUCGCAGGUCUCCUUCUGGCUGAAUCGGGAGUCCGUCCCUGCGAGGACGGUGUUUGGAGUGACUACAGUGUUGACCAUGACCACGCUGAGCAUCAGCGCCCGAAACUCGCUGCCCAAAGUGGCCUACGCUACAGCCAUGGACUGGUUCAUCGCCGUGUGUUACGCCUUCGUCUUCUCCGCCCUCAUCGAGUUCGCUACCGUCAACUACUUCACCAAACGCAGCUGGGCGUGGGACGGCAAGAAAGCCAUGGAGGCGCAACAGCCCAAAAAAAAAGACCCGCUGGCGCUGUCCAAGAAACCCAACAACACGUGCUCCACCGGCAUGAACUUCACGGCCAACAUCACCAAAGACUCCGCCAUCGCCACCAUCUCCAACAGCACCACCGUGCAGAUGAAGAGCUCCGAGAGCAAGUCCACGCCAGACCCCAAGAAAACGUACAACAGCGUCAGCAAGAUCGACAAGAUGUCCCGGAUAGUGUUCCCCGUCCUCUUCGGUACCUUCAACCUGGUCUACUGGGCCACGUACCUCAACAGGGAACCGGUGAUUAAAGGAGCAGUUUCGCCUACAUAGAAAGUUCUCGCAUUCGUCCCCUUCCUUCUUUUUUUAUCCCUUUUUUCUUGCCAUUCUUAAUAAACUGGAAGGAAAAAACACCCAAUGUCCACCAUCGCAUUAUCAUUAUCAGAUUAUUAUCACAUCUCUCCUGCACUCCCCUCUAUUUAUUUUUAUUUUUAUUUUUAUUUUCGUUCUCAGAGAUUGCAUGAUCAGUUCGAAGCUCUGCAGGAACACCGUCUUAUUGCCAUGUCUGCCUUGACUUUCUACUGUAUAUUACUCUUCUAUUAGGAUUUCAGAGAAGAUUGUUAAAUUUCCCUUACGAAAUCUUAACGUACUCCACGCGAACAAGGGUUUCAAUCACGAUAGCUCAGUUUGCGACUUUCAAAUAUGACAAAAUAUGAAGAAGAAUAUGCAUUUGGCAUCUACAUGAGCUUAUUGGUCUGUUACAGUGCCUUGCAUAAGUAUUCACCCCCAUGGACUUUUCUGCAUUCUGUAGUGUACUAAAGUGGAACUGAUUUGUACUAAACUGCCAUUUAAUUUCCAUAAUAUGUCUAAAAAAAAGCAUACAUUUGUUGAUUUCAUAAGUAUUCAUCAACAGCCACAGAUUCUCAAUCCGACCUGGGUCUGGGCGCUGACUGGGAUGAUCUAGAACAUUCAGGUUCUUGGUUUUGGAACCACUCCAGUGAAGCUCUGUCAGUUUACUCAGAGUCGUUGUCCAGUUACAAGGUGAAGCUCCGCCCCAGUCUUAAGUCUCUUGUAGACUAGAACAGGUUUUCUUCUAGGAUUGCUCCUAACCCUAACCCUACCCCUCAGCCCUGACCAGUUUCCUAGUCCCCCAUGAUGAAAGGCCUCCUAAGAACAAGAUGCUACCACCCCCAUGCUUCACAGUAGGCACGAUGUUCUCAGGAUGAUGAGCGGUGUUGGGUUUCUGCCAAACAAAGCACUUUGUGUCAAGGCCAAAAUCUUCAAUCCUUGUCUCCUCAGACUAGAGAACCUUUUCUACAUGUUUACUGAGUCACCAAGAUGACCACCAAGAUGAGUCACGCAGCUGACCACUCCUCCGUACAGCCCAGUUUUGUGGAGCUGUGGUUGUCCUGUGAAGAGCUUCUCCUGUCUCAGCUUCAGAGUCACCCUCAGCCUCUUGGUUUGUUUCUCUGACAUAGUAGUGGACUUAAUGUGGCUGCGCGGGAUGUUAAAAAAAAUGUGAUCUUGGUUUUCAUGAUGCUGUUCGUUUAGAUAUGUUCUCGGUAAGACUUUCGGGUCUCCCAGGAACAGGUGUAUUUACACUGAGAUCACAUGACACUUUACUUGCACACAUGCCAACUCCAUUCAAAUAAUUAUGUCACGUCUGACAGAGAGGGGUGUGUGUGAAUACUUAUGCAAUCACAACUUUUAUAUUUUUAUUUGUAAAUAAUUUUGCAUCCUAUUGAUUUCACCUCCAUUUCAAUAUUAUGGGCCCUUUUGUGUAGAUUCAUGGCAUAAAAUCCCAAUUAAGUCCAUUUCAGUUCCAUAUUUAAACGUUACGACAGGUGAAAACGUUCAGGAGGGGUGAAUACUUAUGCAAGGCACUGUAUAUGUAAAUCAUCACGAAGUCAGAAAUGCCAAAUGCUAUGCAAAAAGAAUUUUCUAUUCUAUUGGUAUUGAAAUGCUUAUAUUGAAAUAUAUCGCUUUUGUAUGAAUGAGCUCGAAGCUUCUGGUGUUUAAGUUGUCGCUUGAGCAUUUCGGAGCUGCGAGUGCCGAGGCAAAGCAGACGAUUAGCCAUGCUAAAAGUGUUGCCUUCUUUCAGAGAGUGCACUAAAAAAAGAAGAAAAAAAAAAAGAUCGCUUUUUAAACCAACUUUUGAGUCUAUUUGUUAUAUAGAGCUUGAAGCCAUUUUGAAGUACUGGGCUGAACCUUUGCAUUGCGCCGUCUAGUGGCAGCUUUUAUAACUUUUGCUCUUUAAUACUCGCAGUAUGUGGAGUAAAGGAGGUCGGGUUGCAGUUAUGACUUUCAAAAUCACUUGUAUAUAGGCUGCGUGUGCUUUCGCUUUAAUGUCCGAGAGAAAUAAACGUUGUGCUACGAUGCUAUGCUAAAGAACGUGCAGCUACAGAAACGCAAACGCGAGCAUUUCUGCAUUUCUGCAUUUCUUUCCUCCCACCACAUCCUCUCGUCAAUCCUCUUAGUGUGUAGCUUUGCUUCUACAUAAUCUUUUUACAUUGUAGUGAUAUGAAUCGCUUAUAAACUUAUUUAUCAUUAAGACGUUGCGGCUUGCUGGAGCACAGCACGCAGAGAGCUUUUCAGAAGCCAUAAUUUGUUGACAUUCUUUAAAAGAAAGGCUUGAUUUUUUUUUCCCUUCGUGCUACCAUGGAAACGAAUCGACACCAGUUUCCAUCAGAGUUAGAAAGGAAGAAUGAAAAGAUGUUUAGAGUAAACAAAAUACAUAUUCAACCAGAAGUGACCCUGAGCCUGAACAAGAGAAGAGCGGAGAUGAAAAAAAAAAUGUGUGUGUUUUGUGUGACAGAGACAAGAAGGAGUUUUUAAAGAGAAAAAAAAGAAACUAAGAAAAGAUAGAGAGAGAGAGAGAGAGAGAGAGAGAGAGAGAGAGAGAGAGAACUGGUUACUGGCAUAAUGGCAGAUUGAGAAAAGAAACAAACAAUGGAAAAAAAAGUGAUAGUGAGUAUUAGUUAGGGAGCAAAAGUUUGUACCCCCUCCAUUGUUUUUGAAUGGCAUAAAGAAAAAGGUCAUACAGUACUGUGCAAAAGUCUUUAGCAGCCUGUACUUCAGUACAAAAAUAUUUUAAAUCCAAACAUUAGUUUUCCAGCACAAAAUGAAAUGUUCCAGAAAAAUGUUUGUAUGUCAGUAAAGAAAGCAGCAGAUUCCAUAAGAGACACUUUUCAGAUAAAAACAUAAUGAAGGCUGCUGGGUUUCGCUGCAGAAAUAAGAAGCGAGUCGACAGUCAAAGUCUCCAGAAGAACUGUGGCUGCUUCUGCAAGAUGCUCAGUAACACUUCCAGCUCAUUUCCUUAUAAAACUGUACACACUGCACCUCAGAUACUGCUUUAUUUAUUUAAAGUGAAGGAUCGUCACAUUAAAUAUUGACUUUGUUUCAUUUAUUACUGUUUACUGCUCUUUAUAGGAUUUUUUUUAAUGUAGAAACAUUUAAUUUCAUUAUAUUUUGAAGGCAUCUCUACAUUUCUUUGCAUGUGCCUAAGACUUUUGCACAGUACUGUAUAUACUGUAUAUAUAAGUCCUGGAACAAGGUGAAAAUUAAAAGUGAGUGAAUAUCUAAGGAACCAAGAGGAUCCAAAAAAAAAAAAAAAAGAAAAAAAGCUGUUCAGUGGAUGAGAAAGAGGCAAAGAAAUCAGCCAAGACAUCCAAGUUUGACCAAAAAUACUACAAGUCUCGUGGCUGUAAAUCUUCUUCAUUUUCUCCUAAGGGGAUGCAAACUUUUGCACUUAGUGAUAGAUAGAUAGAUAGAUAGAUAGAUAGAGGGGCACAAAUUUGGUCUAACAAAUGUAAAGUAAAGUCUUAAUAAAGCUGAUUAAUUCUGUAUAACAUACAGCAGCUCGGACACACACUGUGCAACUGCCUCAGAUUAAAUGUCAAUUACGUCUCCAGUCCCUUCAGGCUAAAAAAUAUUAGCAACUCCGCAGCACUCAGUGUUAAUGAUGUGUUAAUUCUGGGUGUGAAAUCUUAAAUUAAAAAAAAGACGCCUUUUCUGGACUUGGUUCGGAGAAUAUCUUCAGUAGGGUUUGAGACAGAUUCUCUCAGUGACCUGUUUGUUUCUGCUGAUUGAAACGUGUUUGACAUUUGCGUGAGAUUCUCUCAACCUACAGCAAUGCUGAUAUAAAAUACUAACAGGUGCCGCUGUGCAUGAAUGCUGUUUUCCACGCCAAAUCAGAAACAGUAGCUCCGCUAGCACGGGUGGACGAAUCAUGUAUUUAUUAGCUAACCCACAAGGUCGAAGCUCCAGAGUCCUGCCCAGUCUCAGGUUUUUCCCCGGAAACCAAACUGACGAGGCUAAAAAGUGGAAACUAACGUAAUGUGAUAACAUAUUGUGUUAUGUUUCUAACAAAGUUUCUAAUAGAGCACAGUGUGUUUGUGGCAUCAUCAAAACGUUUCGGCUAGGAGGUGUGCUGUUCUGUUCCUGCAUCACUCUUAAAAGAUAUUCAUCUAGAUAUUCGUCUAUUAGUCAGGCUAGCGUCUUUAUUUUUUCUCAGCAUGUUUAACCUUUAGGUGACAUUGUGUAGUAAACAGGACAGUCAGUCUACAUGACAGUUUUACAUUCGAUUUUAUUUCGCUUGGUAUCUUCAGUGUUUCCAAAUACAUUGAAUAAAUAAAUGAAAACUUUUUUUUUUAAUUCUACCAACUUGCCACAGUAAACAAACAUUUUGUUUUAAUUUUGCUGAACUGAAAAAAAAAAAUGUUACAGCAUAUUAUUUCUGUCCAAGGUCAACUUUUUUAGUGUACUUGCAUGUUCCUGAUUUAGAGAUUUCGCGAAGAUCAUCCCCGGUGCGUUCAUGCUAGUUAAUCCAGCUAGUAAAAGCCAAUGUGUGUAGUGCAGCAGGCGGUGGGAUUCAGGAAGAGUGGCGUGUGCUACAUUUACUGCAUCGAGGUGCAUCACAUCACCAUGGAGCGUAUUACAUUUUAAACACACCCUGGAAAUCAAAACGUUUAGUUUGUGAACGUCAGUAAGGAGUAAGGUUUUUGUAGUUCAGGCAACUAGCGUUUAAAAAAAAAAAGAAGAACCUGGACGUGAAAUCUGUUCCAGGAUACUGAUUUGUCCACUCAUGACUAGACUUCUAUAUACGUCAGAUUAUGAAGUUCGAUUUCCCAUCAAAAAAAGUAAAAGCCCCUCUAUCACUUUUGUGCUGAUAGAUAGAUAGAUAGAUAGAUAGAUAGAUAGAUAGAUAGAUAGAUAGGUAGAGGCCAGGGAGGAAGUGAUUGAAACACAUGUGUCUGAUUCACACCCUACAACUUUAAUUCAGGUUUAUAACCUCUUAUUACACGUCUGUUAUAAUAACACAAUCCCACACACACACACACACACACACUGUGCUGUGAGGUUAAGUGCUGAUGUGAACGUGAAAAGGUUCCACGAUUGUACUGAAAUCAUUACAUUAUGAAUUUAAUGGAAUUAUUAUUGCUAUGUGAAUGCUGUUCAAGGAGAAGCGGAUGUCGUUAACAGGAAGAAUGAGUGACGAGCUCUCGGGGAAAAUAAGGAUGGUUCAUUCGGUUGCACAGGAUUGUGUUGUUUUUUUUGUUCUUCUUUUUAAAACUAACAAUUAUUUCAGUGAUGUACAUUUGUCAUGUAAUAUGUCUCAAGCAAUAAAACUCAUGCCUGAUAUGUUGACUGAUA
Molecule: messenger RNA, 7169 nt
Organism: Pangasianodon hypophthalmus (striped catfish)
Lineage: Eukaryota; Metazoa; Chordata; Actinopteri; Siluriformes; Pangasiidae
Gene: gabra5
Product: gamma-aminobutyric acid type A receptor subunit alpha5
Exons: 10
Coding region: 423-1850 (475 amino acids)
Biological process (GO): nervous system process; gamma-aminobutyric acid signaling pathway; regulation of postsynaptic membrane potential
Cellular component (GO): postsynapse; GABA-A receptor complex; dendrite membrane
Molecular function (GO): benzodiazepine receptor activity; inhibitory extracellular ligand-gated monoatomic ion channel activity; transmitter-gated monoatomic ion channel activity involved in regulation of postsynaptic membrane potential
Source: RefSeq, a predicted model, not a curated record